Molecule: messenger RNA, 886 nt
Organism: Phodopus roborovskii (desert hamster)
Lineage: Eukaryota; Metazoa; Chordata; Mammalia; Rodentia; Cricetidae
Product: sex-determining region Y protein-like
Exons: 2
Coding region: 71-886 (271 amino acids)
Biological process (GO): anatomical structure morphogenesis; cell differentiation; positive regulation of transcription by RNA polymerase II
Molecular function (GO): DNA-binding transcription factor activity, RNA polymerase II-specific; RNA polymerase II cis-regulatory region sequence-specific DNA binding
Source: RefSeq, a predicted model, not a curated record
CAGCCACAGGGUGUCUUCACCUCUGGAGAAAAGAGGUGCUUUGGGACUGGUGGCAGUCAAUUAGAGGGGGAUGGAGGGCCACAUCAAGCGUCCCAUGAAUGCAUUUAUGGUAUGGUCUAGGACUCAGAGGCAUAAGUUAGCCCUGGAGAAUCCAAGCAUGGAAAAUGCAGAAAUCAGUAAGCAACUGGGAUACCAGUGGAAAUCACUUACAGAAGCUGAAAAAAGGCCAUUUUUCCAAGAAGCACAGAGACUGAAGACCUUACACAGAGAGAAAUACCCAGACUAUAAGUACAGGCCUCUCCGGAGAGCUAAAGUACCACAGAGGAGUGACACUUUGCUGCCUGCAGAUGCCUCUUCAAAGCUUCACAACCAGCUGCAAGGGGACAAGAACCUGUGCUCAUUCACAUACAGAGAGGACUGGCCUAGGACUGCACACUUGCCCUCCAGGAUCCAGCUAAGCUAUUUGCAGCAUGUGGACGUCCCCACUGAGUACUCAGUCCAGCAGCAGCAGCAGCAGCAGCAGCAGCAGCAGCAGCAGCAGCACGUACUUUACCAACAACAGACAUCACCGGUGACCACACAACUUAGCAGGAUCACAUCAAUAAAACAGUGUGGCAGUGCAAUGGCAGUGGCUUCUGUUGGGAUAGUGCCUUCCUCCAGCCCUCCAGAAUACCCUGUCCUCAUGGACAGAGUAAGGACCGAAGACUGGUUCUUGCUUGGGAACCUGUCCUGUGUGGUUGAGCCUCAGGUCUGCAAAUUGAAGAAGAUUGCCAGAGGACAGCCACCCUUUUUGCACAAAGCAUCUGUCGUGUGCUCCCAUAUGGCAGUGGCUCAGCUGCUGGCCAUGGUCACAGGCCACCUGCCUGGGCUCUCUGAAGUCCCAUAA